Hydractinia symbiolongicarpus is the source of this 3014-nucleotide messenger RNA. RefSeq names its product octopamine receptor Oamb-like. The coding region runs from base 1562 to 2629 and encodes 355 amino acids. Gene Ontology annotation, molecular function: G protein-coupled receptor activity. Gene Ontology annotation, cellular component: membrane. Gene Ontology annotation, biological process: G protein-coupled receptor signaling pathway. The record is from RefSeq and is a predicted model, not a curated record. The transcript is spliced from 2 exons. NCBI's taxonomy places the organism in Eukaryota, Metazoa, Cnidaria, Hydrozoa, Anthoathecata, Hydractiniidae.
UUAUGCAAAACAAUGUAAACAAAUUUUUUAUAAAAAACGCGGCAAAAUAUAAACUUAAGAAUUUGAGGCUUUUAAGUGCCUUUUUCUCGAAAAAUGCGAGUCUGCUUGACAACUAGUCUGCUGCAUAAAAAAGUAACGCGUAGUUCUAGCGACAUAAAAACCAAACGUCUAAAAAUAUCAAAAUUCUUACUAUUUGUGAAUUCAAAUCCACCUUCUAGCUCCACUCUUCACUUCCAACUUAACUUUCCUAUUACCAAUUCUUCACUUGGACUUUCUUUUUUAAAUAUGCUUACUAUCUUUUUUUUUAGUUUUUGCAACUUUUUCAAGAUGAAGGGAUCGUUCUUUUCUUUUUUUUGGUGUCGAGGGGUAACCAUUUUUUGCAAGUUAGCCGUUAAAAUCAUUUAAGCAAAUCAAAUUGAGUCUUUUCAUCACGUGACGUAAACCCGCUAGCAAAAUAGACAUACUUUUUUCGGACUUCAAAGAAAAUUUGGGAAACUUCAAAAAAUAAACACAACAACUCUCACAGAUAGACGGACAAAUUCUUCGUAGUAUUAUAAGAGACUAGACGAUAAGGCCCGUGGAAAAAUCCACUUAGGCAGAGUAUAGUAACAACGCAACUUUGGAAUUCACAAAAUUAUGAAAUUAUGAAAAAUAAAAGCUCUAAUUUUAUUUAUGAACAAUUGAGCCAGAGGAAAACGGCUAAAAUCGUAGCUUAGUCGUUAGAGCGUUCAACUCGUGUCCUGGAAUCGAGGUUGGAUUUCUAUAUCUCUCCAUAAGGCUGUUGUCUAGUUCGGUGAAAUUUCUGUAGCCAUGGAGCUUCAAAAAUUCGAAAACAGCCUUUGUGGUACCUCCUUAUAACAAUUGAAUGGAUAUAUAACCAUCACCAGUUUGAGACAGAAUUGCCAGAGAAUUUACAAACUGAAUGCAAAUUUCAAAUGUUUUGCAGGAGCUCAUAAUGAGAGGGGCCUUUUUUCUGCAACUUCGUAAAACACUUGGUAGAGUUAAAAAGUACUGCCGGGUUCUUGUAAUUAUUUAAUUAUAUGGGAAUAAAAUGUUAGUGUUAAUCAUGUUGAUUGCUUGUUGUUUGCAAUGGUUUUCUUUCUCACAUAUAAUGUGUAAAAUACUCUAAGAAACGCCCAGUCGCUAUUAAACGUCUGUACCCAAUAAACAGCCCCUCAUUGACAAAACUUGUGAAUUGUUUCAUUUUUUUUACGCUGUUUUAAGACACUUUAUGAAUAAUGCAUUUUUGAUAUUGCUAACAAAAAAUAUCAAAGGUUGAAUUGAUAUCACCUUGGUGAUUAAUUGAUAGCCAAUAUUGAAUUUACAUCAAAAUCACAAAACAUAAUUCUUCCAUUAUUUCUGUUGUUUAUCUUAUCGUCGUCGGUAAACGAAAGCGAUUCUGUUCUCUCUAUUGAAAUGCAAACAUGACAAAUGGGAUUUUAAAAGAAUACAUAACUUGCACAUUGAAAUGUUAAGCCAAUACAAGCGAACAUAUAAUAUAAAACAGACGUAAAAAAAUCUUAACAAGGAACAAAAUAAUAAAAUAGACGUUUACAAAUUUAUGGAAGAUCAUAAUCAAAGUCUAAAUAGCGCUAACAACGCUACAAAACAUGAAAUUAUUGUUUAUGAAAUUAUUUAUCUGUCUGUAUUGGAGAUUUUUAUCUUAGUUGGAAAUGUUCUCGUUAUAUUGGCGUUUGUUACAGGACCAAGAACUAUACGUACAUAUACGAAUUAUUUUGUUGUAAAUUUGGCUGUGUCUGACCUCAUGGUUGGAAGUUUGUCUGUCCCAUGUUGGAUACUGUACAAAUUAGAUAAAGCGGAGUUUAACAAAUACGCCAGUGCUUUGGAUAUGAUUUGUGGAACAGCUUCCAUUUUCUCACUAGCAGCUAUAAGCGUGGAGAGAAUGUUUGCAGUUAAAUAUCCAACUCGUCAUUUACACAUAUCAAGUAAAACUGUUUAUACCAGCAUCAUAAUAACUUGGGCAUUGGGGUUUAUGUUAGGAACUAUUAGCCUCAACUUGCCAGAAACAGGAGAGCAAAGCCUUGAUACACACUCCACCACAGCUUUUUUUAUCAUCGAAUUCGUUUUACCACUAAUUAUCAUUAUAGUGUCGUACAUCGUGCUUUUUUUUGCAGCUUUUAAUUUAUCCAAAGCAGACAAUCAAAGUAAAAGCAUAUCACGAGAGAUCAAUAUUGCAAAAACAAUAUCUGUUAUCAUUAGUUUGUUUAUAAUAUGCUGGGCGCCAUUUUUCGCUUUAAAUCUUUUAGUUGCAUACUGUCAAACAUGCAUGAACAGCGAUACUCACAUUGUAAUUGAUGUUGCCAAGGCUUUACACUACAGCAACAGCAUGAUGAAUUUUUUUGUUUACGCAGUACGGAGUCCUGCUUUUCGAGCAGCCUUCAAGUCUCUCUUAUGCAGGUGUAACAGCAUAAAAAUGAAACUUGGAUUAGGCGCCAUAACGUUAUCUUCACAUUAUAAAAGAACGUCUACCAACAAUAAUGUAACUAAGGUGCGUAAUAGCAGAGCAAGAAAUCAAAAAAAUCAGCCACAAGACAUAAUCAUGCUAAGAAAAGGUAUGAACAGGAAAAAAAAUGAAAAACCUGAUUUACAACUUCUUUCAGUUGUUUAAUCAGUAAUAAAUAAAUAUAAAAUAAAAUAAAUAAAUGAUUUUGUUGUAAAGUUUUUAUUCAAAAUAUCAUUUCUUUCCGGUUGCGCUUUGGUUGGUUCAACUGUGGUUAAAGUCGGUCAAAUAAUUUAGGUUUUUAUUAUAAUACGCAACAAUUAAGUACCCAUACACAGGGAGUUUUUUAAUUUUUUAGACCAAUGCUUUUACAUACAAAAGCAUCUAAGCCUGGAAUGUGUUUAACUUGUUCUAAGAGUUUGGUCUAAUGUCGGACCAAGAAAUUUGUUUACUGUUUUGCUUGCUGGCAUAUCUGAAAAGAGUGUUUUAUUCGUAGCAAAUAUAAGGCCAGUUGUAUUUUUUUAGAUAUUAAAAAAACAAUGCUCCAGUUUGA